UAGAAGAAACUAAACAACGUUUCCGAAACCUCAACUUCAACCUGAAAGUCGCAGAGGAGUGUUUGAAUAGAAUUUAGUAGCAAAUUGGUAUUGAAUUGAUAGGUAGUGAGUGUUGGGAUCAUUCAUCAAUCAUGAGUUUAAUGAAUCCGAAAACAGAGAAAUUGGUGAGAAGGUUAACGAUUGUGGUAACCGUUACUGCUUCCUAUUUUCUCUUAACCGCUGAUUAUGGCCCCAGACCCAAUGCUCUCGACCCUAUUAAGAAGCGAUUACUUUCUGCAGAGAGCACUGUGAAAGAGUAUAUUUUGGGAUCAAAGAAAGAAUCUCAAGAAAAUCACAUGGGAAAUCUGGACAGCAACAAGGAUCAUCCAUAAAUUUAUGGUAGUCUUGUAUAGGAGCAUCAUGCUGAGUCAAGAUUUCUGGCUGCUUCCGUCGCCCCCCUAUGUUUCUUAUCUUCUGUAUGUGCAU
Messenger RNA from Abrus precatorius (Indian licorice), 465 nucleotides. RefSeq lists its product as uncharacterized. The record is from RefSeq and is a predicted model, not a curated record. The transcript is spliced from 2 exons. NCBI's taxonomy places the organism in Eukaryota, Viridiplantae, Streptophyta, Magnoliopsida, Fabales, Fabaceae. Bases 132 to 371 code for a protein of 79 amino acids.